CCGGAGUCCGCGGCGCUGCGUGCGGCUAGAGGUCCAGAGGCGAACCCUUGGCUGGUGCAGAGGAGAAACCCCCAAGUCCCCGGCCUUUCACUGAGACUCCUGGAAGGGGCUGCGCGCUGUGUACUGAGCCGGCGUCUCGGGGAGCAAUUGUGCAGAGCGGGGACUUCCACGUGAGCGGUUCCACGCUCCCUACUACUGUCCCGUCCUCCCAGCCGUCUCUGCCGCCCCAGAAUCCUUGCGGUGGGGCGCGCAGGGGCUGGGAUCCCCGCCGGCCUCUGGUGAGUGAGACUCGCUCGGCCCCUGGCUGCCCUGGGCGUUGCCGGAGCCCGAGGGGGCGCAGGUCCGGCCGGGCUGUUUGAUGGCUUCACUGAGAAGAGUCAAAGUGCUGCUGGUGUUGAACCUGAUCGCGGUAGCCGGCUUCGUGCUCUUCCUGGCCAAGUGCCGGCCCAUCGCGGUACGCGGCGGAGACGCCUUCCAUGAGAUCCGGCCGCGAGCCGAGGUGGCCAACCUCAGCGCGCAAAGCGCCAGCCCCAUCCAGGAUGCGGUCCUGAAGCGCCUCUCGCUGCUGGAGGACAUCGUGUACCGGCAGCUGAAUGGCUUAUCAAAAUCCCUUGGGCUCAUCGAAGGUUAUGGUGGGCGGGGCAAAGGGGGCCUCCCGGCUACUCUUUCCCCUGCUGAGGAAGAGAAGGCCAAGGGGCCCCAUGAGAAAUAUGGCUACAAUUCCUACCUCAGUGAAAAAAUUUCACUGGACCGUUCCAUUCCGGAUUAUCGUCCCACCAAGUGUAAGGAGCUCAAGUACUCCAAGGACCUGCCCCAGAUAUCCAUCAUCUUCAUCUUCGUGAACGAGGCCCUGUCCGUGAUCCUGCGGUCAGUGCACAGUGCCGUCAAUCACACGCCCACACACCUGCUGAAGGAAAUCAUUCUGGUGGAUGACAACAGCGACGAAGAGGAGCUGAAGGUUCCCCUGGAGGAGUAUGUCCACAAACGCUACCCCGGGCUGGUGAAGGUGGUGAGAAAUCGGAAGAGGGAAGGCCUGAUCCGUGCUCGCAUUGAGGGCUGGAAGGUGGCCACCGGGCAGGUCACUGGCUUCUUUGAUGCCCAUGUGGAAUUCACUGCUGGCUGGGCUGAGCCGGUUCUGUCCCGCAUCCAGGAAAACCGGAAGCGUGUGAUCCUCCCCUCCAUUGACAACAUCAAACAGGACAACUUUGAGGUGCAGCGGUACGAGAACUCGGCCCAUGGGUACAGCUGGGAGCUGUGGUGCAUGUACAUCAGCCCCCCAAAAGACUGGUGGGACGCCGGAGACCCUUCUCUCCCCAUCAGGACCCCAGCCAUGAUAGGCUGCUCGUUCGUGGUCAACAGGAAGUUCUUCGGUGAAAUUGGUCUUCUGGAUCCUGGCAUGGACGUGUAUGGAGGGGAAAACAUUGAACUUGGAAUCAAGGUAUGGCUCUGUGGGGGCAGCAUGGAGGUCCUUCCUUGUUCACGGGUGGCCCACAUCGAGAGGAAGAAGAAACCGUAUAAUAGCAACAUCGGCUUCUACACAAAGAGGAACGCUCUGCGCGUUGCUGAGGUCUGGAUGGACGAUUACAAGUCUCAUGUGUACAUAGCGUGGAACCUGCCGCUGGAGAAUCCGGGAAUUGACAUUGGCGAUGUCUCCGAAAGAAGAGCAUUGAGGAAAAGUUUAAAGUGUAAGAAUUUCCAGUGGUACCUGGACCACGUUUACCCAGAAAUGAGAAGAUACAAUAAUACAAUUGCUUACGGGGAGCUUCGUAACAACAAGGCAAAAGAUGUCUGCUUGGACCAGGGGCCGCUGGAGAACCACACGGCAAUAUUGUAUCCGUGUCACGGCUGGGGACCACAGCUUGCCCGCUACACCAAGGAAGGCUUCCUGCACCUGGGCGCCCUGGGGACCACCACGCUCCUCCCUGACACCCGCUGCCUGGUGGACAACUCCAAGAGCCGGCUGCCCCAGCUCCUGGACUGCGACAAGGUCAAGAGCAGCCUGUACAAGCGCUGGAACUUCAUCCAGAACGGAGCCAUCAUGAACAAGGGCACGGGGCGCUGCCUGGAGGUGGAGAACCGGGGCCUGGCUGGCAUCGACCUCAUCCUCCGCAGCUGCACGGGUCAGAGGUGGACCAUUAAGAACUCCAUCAAGUAGAGACAGGGGGCUGGGGCCCUGGCGGAGAGACAGCAAGGGGCCGGCUGGCACUCGGCGGGCCCUUCAGGGCAGCACGGGGACCCCAGAUGGAUACUCUGUCCCCCUCAGGCAUUCAGCUGCCCACAGGGUUCCUGCACCCUGGAAAAGCCCCCGCCCCUUCUCUGGGAAGCCGAGAGCUGUCCUCCGCAGCCUCUGAUGUGGACCCGGUACUGAGGGGUGAGGCUGUCCGGUUCUCCACCGCAUCCGCCACCCCCGAGUCAGGACCUGGGACCGGCAGAGUCCCCUCCUGCGGCCCGUCUCCUGCAGCAGCACCUGCUCAACUCCACUCAUCCACACGGUGGGAGGCAGCGGGGGCGUCAGCCACGUCCGAGCUCCCCGCCCCAAAAGGAGGCAGCGAGGACCGGGCACUGUUUCCUCCGAGGCUGCUUCUGCCCAGAUGGCACCUGCCUGUUCACGCCCCAAGGCAGCCACUGCCCCCAACUCUUCCCACCAGGGUGGCUUUGGGCACUGCCGCUCUGGACUCUUCUGGCCCCUCCUGAGAUGACCUGGAUGGAGCCGAUGCCUUGGCUCCUGGUCACCUGGGCACUAGGCUCGUACCGAAAUUGGGACAGCUCUCCUGCCAGUCUAGAGGCCGGAGACAGAAACAGGCUAAGCCUGCAGCAUGGUCUCAGCCGCGAGGGCCCCGCAGGGUGGAGCUGGGUCAGGGACUGGGAGCCCUGAGUGAGGGAGGCCGUCCCCGGGGAGCAGAAGGGACCCUUUAUCCAGAACUUACGGGCUGCAGCGAAGGCUUCCGGGAACCUCGAACGUGCUUUCGGCUCACCUCAUCUCACCCGUGCUCUGCUGGCUGGCGGAGGAGAAGCCGGUCGUUUCCUCUCUGAAGAGUAAUAAUUUUUUUCGAUUGCCCUCUGGUUAGGGUGCACAUAUAAAUCAGAGUUAAUAUAUGAACGCGUGUGCAUGCAUGAGCGUGUGUGUGCCUGUGUGCUGUGCGUGGCAAGGAGUGUGCGUGUGUGUCUGGUUGUGCGUUCGGAGCGUGUGACCAUGCUGACCUAGCUGUGUGGCCCUGGGCUUGCUGCUUCAUUGCUCACCUCGAUAGGGAUGAGGUGGGUGAGAAGGACGAGGGGGUGUGGGUUUGGCCCAUGUCACUGGCCGGAAGCAUGUGGCCCAGCCUGCCCUGUGGGGCCCCCCGCGGAAGGUGGCCCCAUCUCCCAGUCCCCAUCUCUCUCCCCUGCGCUGUCCCUGGUCAAGCACUGCCCAGAGCUGAACCCCAUAGCGUCCCCCUUGCCCUGUGUGGGAUUCAGAGAGUCUCAUUUGGUGACAUCUUACUGGUGAUCAUCUCCUCACCCCAUCUCCCACCUUGUGAAAUAAAUACAUGUUAGCACUUCCCA
Molecule: messenger RNA, 3540 nt
Organism: Saimiri boliviensis boliviensis (Bolivian squirrel monkey)
Lineage: Eukaryota; Metazoa; Chordata; Mammalia; Primates; Cebidae
Gene: GALNT17
Product: polypeptide N-acetylgalactosaminyltransferase 17
Biological process (GO): protein O-linked glycosylation
Cellular component (GO): Golgi apparatus
Molecular function (GO): polypeptide N-acetylgalactosaminyltransferase activity
Source: RefSeq, a predicted model, not a curated record